Molecule: messenger RNA, 906 nt
Organism: Saccharomyces kudriavzevii IFO 1802
Lineage: Eukaryota; Fungi; Ascomycota; Saccharomycetes; Saccharomycetales; Saccharomycetaceae
Gene: JID1
Product: Jid1p
Exons: 1
Coding region: 1-906 (301 amino acids)
Source: RefSeq, a predicted model, not a curated record
AUGUUGCACAACAAGCUCGUAUGUCCGGUUAUAUUCAGACGGCGUUUACCAUGUACAGAAAAGUUCCCCCCUCAGGUCACCUCCAUCGCCAAGUAUGCUACAGUGACCGAUCAAAAUAGUAGCGGGAAGCUGCCAAUAAGUGACAAGCAAUGGCCCAGGCUUAAAGAUCCCACGCCUUACGAUAUCUUUGGCAUUUCAAGUGUGGAUUCUAGAAGCACUAGGCUGGACAAGAAGUCGUUAAAGAAGAAAUACCAUCGCUACGUCAAAUUGUACCAUCCUGAUCAUUCUGAUAACAUUCUGAUCUUCAGCUCAGAUACCGUUACCGACAGCAGUAGUAAGUCACCGCUGCUGCUAACGUCUAGCGAAAAACUGCACAGAUUCAAGACCAUAUCGCAGGCGUAUGAUAUUCUUUGUGACCCGAAGAAAAAAAUUGUAUACGAUACCACAAGACAAGGCUGGAACACACCAUACUCACCAUCUUCCAAUGCCAAUACUGAAAACUAUCAAUAUGCGGGCUCUUACGGCUACCAUUCCAACGCGCAAUAUGAAUAUUGGAAUGCUGGAACUUGGGAAGAUGCGAAUAGUGUGAAAAAUAACAGAAUUAAAGAAAACUUCAACCCGUGGACUGCUGUUGGCAUAGUUUGUGGCCUAGCUAUAUGCAUCGAAGGCAUUGCGCUGCUAGAGAAAAUCCAGGAGUCCCUGAGCAAGGCUGAUUUUGCCCACGAGGAAAGCGAAUUGCAUUUGAUUCAGUCGUACACAAAUUAUGGGUUGGACACCGAUAAAUUUUCAAGGUUGAGGCGGUUCUUAUGGUUCAGAACUUGGGGCCUCUACAAAUCAAAGGAAGACCUGGAUAGGGAAGCCAAGAUUAAUGAAGAGAUGAUACGCAAAUUGCAAACAACGAAAUGA